Molecule: messenger RNA, 2040 nt
Organism: Branchiostoma floridae (Florida lancelet)
Lineage: Eukaryota; Metazoa; Chordata; Leptocardii; Amphioxiformes; Branchiostomatidae
Product: potassium channel subfamily K member 16-like
Exons: 1
Coding region: 889-1860 (323 amino acids)
Biological process (GO): stabilization of membrane potential; potassium ion transmembrane transport
Cellular component (GO): membrane
Molecular function (GO): potassium ion leak channel activity
Source: RefSeq, a predicted model, not a curated record
UUGGUGAGGGAGUAUGAUCUCUACACACAUAUUAAAUAUCCCACGAUAAACAGGUGUAUAAUAUUUCAAUCAUCAUUUCACUCCAUAAUUCCCCAUAUUGUUGUAUUGAUUGUCUUUGCCACUUCUAAAUAAUUAAUCAGAUUUUCUUACCAGAUAGAAUUACUUCUUGAAAAAAAAGACGCCAUCAGACAAUAGUCGAAUCAUGAGAUCUUAAUGCUUUCGUGAUGCUGAAUACGAUAUCACCAAGGAAACAAUGGCAAAUACAAACUUGUUGUUUUACUUCUUUUUUAUCUGGUUGGGCGAGACAGAUCAAUAAUUCAUCAGGUGAAUUACUUGAAGGCAAUAGCAUGAUUAGGUAUCCAAAUGUGAGUAAUGAGUUUUAUGAACUAAUCCAUUUAUUCAAAGAGAAACCUUUGGGUGGCUUUUUGUGUAAAAACACACAGAAGCGUUUGAAGUACUGACGAUACAAGGUGAGUCAUCAACAGCUAGCAACUCCGAUGUGAACAGGGGAAAGAAAGUGCGGAUGAACGCUAACUACUGUGGAUGCAUGGGAUAGAAAAAUCGUCAGCGCAAAUACUGCUAGUUAUAGGAAUCAAGGAGGCAUCUGACCCAGUCAUAGGAAAUAGUAGAGAAACGGAACAAACAGGGAGAACCGUUGACAAAAAUCGCAACAACAACAAUAGCUACGAAGCGGUACCUAGGAGACUGUGGGUAGAAGAAAAAGUCGUCAACACAACUAAGAGUCAAGGAGACAUUCCGUGCAAACUGUACGUACAGUAACAACACCAGGUCCUAUACCACAAGGCACCCCCAAACGUGGACACAGGCCGCAACAAACAGGGAGAAACGUCGAGAAAGAAGCGCAACAGACACAGACUAUACUACAAUAUGGCUCCUAUUUCUCAAGUCAUGCUGCACAAACUGAAAAACUUUGUCACCACCGGCUUACUACUGGCUUUCUUCGUGUAUUUGAUUUUCGGAGCCGUUAUCUUUCACGCACUGGAGUCACCUGCGGAGGAAAAAAUGCGUAUCGAAUUCUGGGAGUUCAAACGAAACCUUUCCAGAAGAUGGCAGAACAGUUCACAAUGUUUCAAUUCUGACGAAUCGUCACCUGUUGUAGUGCUCACACAGGAAGAGUUACAUGGAAUGCUUGAUUUAUUUUUUAAGGCUCAAUCGUGGGGGCUGCAUCCAGAUAGUACCGAGGAAAAGAGUUCUCGAAAGCGGUGGGGAAUGGACGGUGCGUUAGGGAUUAGCGGAGCGCUGUUGACUACGAUCGGGUACGGGCACUUCUCUCCGGUAACCACCGCAGGGAAAGCCUUCUGCGUAGCGUACGCAACGCUAGGGAUCCCUCUAACCGCCUUAACCGUCUCAGCCAUCGCCGAAAGGAUGAGGAACUUUUCCCGGUUUUUGGCGAAGAAGAUAUCGGAAAAGCGGCCACAAUGGAAUCGGCAGUGGGUUGAGAGGAGUUGCAACGCCAGUCGUGUUGCUGUCGGGAUGGUCGUCUUUUUCGUCAUCCCUACUUGGAUGGUACACAUCGUGGAAGAUUGGACUUACGGAGACUCUUUCUACUUCGUCUUUAUUACCCUCAGUACAGUCGGUUUCGGGGACUACGUAACCGGGGAACGGAUUGACAGGGAGUAUUCUGUUAAUCUGGUAUUCUAUAGGGUCUUCAUCUUGCUUUGGACCGGGUUUGGAAUGGCGUUUCUUGGAAUGGUGUUCACAAUGAUGUCGAAAGCACUGAAGAAAAUGAGCACAAAGGUUCAUCCAACGUCCGAACAGAGUAAGACGGUGACUAGGGAAAGAAUAACCAGUACUAGCACAUGUACCACCGGCUCAAGUGUAAGCACUAUUACAGCUUAGCUCGUAGAUUUGUGGCAGCCUCAUCGAGGCCUUCCACGAGCGGUGGCGGUUAUUGUUGGGGGUAACGCCGAUUCGUGAUUGUCAACAUAUCAGCCAGGUGUCUGUCUGUAUGUAAUCAUCUAUCUAUUUAUCUAUCACGUGUGUGUGUGUGCAUGUGUGUGGCAAGAAGUGACUGGGAAG